Messenger RNA from Cryptococcus amylolentus CBS 6039, 1632 nucleotides. RefSeq lists its product as hypothetical. The record is from RefSeq and is a predicted model, not a curated record. The transcript is spliced from 5 exons. Gene Ontology annotation, biological process: tRNA-type intron splice site recognition and cleavage. Gene Ontology annotation, cellular component: tRNA-intron endonuclease complex. Bases 1 to 1632 code for a protein of 543 amino acids. NCBI's taxonomy places the organism in Eukaryota, Fungi, Basidiomycota, Tremellomycetes, Tremellales, Cryptococcaceae.
AUGGAACAGCCCCAGAAGAGCAGCCCGGGGCCAAGCAAGCAGACGCCGAAGAAGACUCCGGCGAAAAAGCAGCAAAAAUCGACCCCAAACACCGCUGCAGCCAACGAUGGCGAAAAUUCGAAAGCCGCUGCUAGCCCUACCCUUGGACCGCCAGGACAAGGAGAUGAAGAGGAUGAGGGGGAGGAGAGAAUGGAUCUCAAAGUGAUUCAGAGCUUUGCCGACAAAAUCCAACACAUACCUUUAGCAGAGGGAGAUGUGACGUCUCGCCCGCUCAUCACCAUCCCGAAACGGGGCGAGAAGGACUUUGAGCCCCUCGCCGAGACUGUCAACCUGCAAGAAAUGAUGCUGGACAAAAGCCGGCAGGCGUUGUUUACUGCUCUGCAGGGUGUUCGAGGCGGACACAGCAAUUCCAUGUCGCAUGCUCUCUUGACACCUGCCAGUCCCUAUCCUCGUGUACUCAUUGUCCAUGGGCACCUGUUUGACGCUAUGGGCAUCACCGUUCGCCACCCCCCAUCUCCGCCAUUCAACAAACCCAGGACUGUCCUUGAGCUCUUGCCCGAGGAGGCCCUCUAUCUUCUCGAACGAGGCACCUUGCAAAUUUGGCUUGGGAAUGAACCCGAGACUGAAGAGGAAGUGGAGGAAGGAGUCGGAGAAUGGUGCGAAGAAGAGUACGGAAUCAAGGGAGCGGUGGAAAUGAGUGUGAUGGAAGGCUUUGGGGCAUUCAUCGGCCGAGAAGGGUUGACUCUGGAGAGGUAUCAGGCGUAUGCCUACCUCAAGCGACUCGGAUACAACGUCCAGCGCUCGAGGAGGUUCAUACCAGAAUAUUUCCUUGCCAGUACAGGGGUCAAGCUCGACGAGCAAGAUUCAAGACUGCCGCCGUUCCACACUUGGUGGUUGAAUAUUCCAAAAUGGUUUGUGGGUUUGAUACACGCUCUGGGUAGGGGUCUGCGGAGAGUCGCUGGUAGCGUGGCUAGCGUUGGGCUGGGUUUGGGAUUAUCGAGUAGACCCUUCAAAGGUACCUUGCUGGAAAGCUGGAAGGGAACUACAUAUCCUUCCAUCUUCCAACACCUCCGCUUCAUCCCUGCCGGCCACUCGCAGCCUUUACCUCCCCGCCCCCUCCCUCCCGUCGAAACAUCCAUCUAUUCUCCACUGGAAGUCAACCCCUAUAUUCCGUUUUGGCAUAUCUGGAAGCCGAUGACACCUUGGUCAAAGAAGAGCUGGGAGAAGGGAAGCGAUGAGGGCUUGAAAGCGCAGAGGCCCGACUACUUUGCUGCUGUCAUAAGGUCGCGAGACACGCCAUUGCCAACCAUCCAUCAGCUGGAACAGAUCUUUGAAUCUCUGCCUGACGAGCCGAAAGGUCCAGUCAAGAGAACUGGUCCGCAAUAUCAACGCCUGCCUCGUCCACAGUUCAACAAGCAGCCUGGGCAAGAACCCAAGCUGGUUUCACGCUGGCAGAGUCUUUUCCAGAGACUGGGCUUGGCUCAACCAAAGACAGACACCAAGCCUCCCUUCAUCAACAUUGGAGCGCUGAGAAACGGUGAUAGGGGCUUCAUCGUAGGCGUGAAUGAUUCAGGGAAUAAUGCGUGGAUUAGAUUUGGGCGUACAGGGUUCGAAGAAAUGCCUGCCAUCUAG